This is a messenger RNA of Poecilia reticulata (guppy), 1386 nucleotides long. It is a transcript of the gene mphosph6, whose product is annotated as M-phase phosphoprotein 6. NCBI's taxonomy places the organism in Eukaryota, Metazoa, Chordata, Actinopteri, Cyprinodontiformes, Poeciliidae. The record is from RefSeq and is a predicted model, not a curated record. Gene Ontology annotation, biological process: maturation of 5.8S rRNA.
UGGGAAGAACAAUUUGUUCCUAACUUAAGAGUCUGGAUGAUCCGUUGUCUUAAUUUAUUUUUACAUAAGGUGACACAAACAUUACUUUGUAUAGAAUUUUCUGUCAUUCAUAUGCAAUUCUGACAUUUCCUUUAUUAUUAUUUAUGCUACCCCUGUCUAAUUUCCAUAUUCUUGUUUUUGUUGUACAUCGUCACAAAUAAAGAUGCCUAAACAAUAAAUGAAAGAAAAGAAUCAAAAGUAUUCUCCUUACCAGCAGGGGGCGCCAAACACCAAGAUCAACCGGAAGCUGAUCGAUGAAUCCAGGCUGCUGCUCGGGGUUCGAUUCAUCAGACUGAGCGACGUGUGGUGCAAGUCGUGCAAGUAGCUGAGUUUCAAAACACACCAAAAAGCUAAUUUUAGUAAAGUUAAUUUAGUUAAUUCGGGUUAGUUAGAAUUAGCUUAUCCGUCGAUCGAUUCAAAAAUGGCCGGGGAGUCGUUGAAAUUGUCAAAGAACCUGCUGAGGAUGAAGUUUAUGCAGAGAGGGCUGGACGCCGAAACGAAGAAGCAGCUGGAAGAAGACGAGAAAAGGAUAAUCAGUGAUGAGCACUGGUACCUGGAUCUGCCGGAGCUUAAAGCAAAAGAGAACUUGAUCAUUGAGGAGAAGAGCCUGGUUCCCUGUGAGGAUUUGCUCUAUGGCCGUAUGUCCUUCAAAGGGUUUAAUCCAGAGGUGGAGAAACUGAUGGUGCUGCUGAAUCCUAAAGAUGAAAAAGAGGAAGAGGGGGAGGAUGUGAGCUGCAUGCAGACGGACGUCACUGAUGAAGAAAUGGCUCUGAGGUACGAGAGUUUAGUGGGAACCAUGAAGAAGAAGUUUGCAAAGAAGCGCGAGCGAGCGGCGAUGGACGAGGACGACGUCAACCAGAACGUAGUUGUGAAAAACUCAAAGAAAGCUUUCCUGAAGCCCCAGGACUGAAAAUAUUUUAACUGGGAGGAAAAACGGGAAUGUCGGAAACUACAAACUGAACGGACGCUUCACGUUUAGUCGUCUCUGUGAGACGCAUUACUGCCGACCGAGCUUUUAAAGGAACAGUUCAACAUUUCUGCUCAUCGCACCGGAAGAUCCAUCGGUUCCAGUUCCGCCUUGAGGUACACACCUCGAAACAUUCGGACUCGGACUGUGAAACAGAGGCCAACAGGAAGUUGCUGGAUGAAUUUCCACAUCAUCAAAGUUCUGCAGUAAAUCUCCAGAAGAACUAAGAUUAAUUUAAUUUGAUCGAGUUUUUUUUUAAAGAAAAUGUUUUUUUUAAAACAUUUGUGUUGCUGCAGUUCUUCAUGUCAUCAAUGUAGAUGUAUAAAAAUGUGAAUGAAACAGACGGGAAUCUUUUUAAAUAAACUGUCUGAAAGCUUCAU